GGGCAUUAUAAAUGCUCAUCAGAUUGCUAUUUAUGCAGCCACUUUAUAUUGCCUCUCCUGCGCAAACAUCUGUGCUGCUCCAACCAUGGAAGAGUCACUCGGCCAUGAUUGUGAAGCUAACUCCUCCUCUUCCUCUUCCUCUUUAUCUACUGUCACAUGCUCCUCCUCUUCCUCCUCCUCCUCUUCCUUCUUCUCCAUUACCGCCUCUUCAUGUCCCGGUGUCCAUGGCUCGAAGAACAUAAAGAGAACUUCCAAGAGAAUGGCUGAGGCUACGGCUGGUGGUGGUGGUGGUGAAGGUAGGAAGAGAAGUAAGGAUGGGAAGCAUCCUGUAUACCACGGCGUCCGGAUGCGGAGUUGGGGCAAAUGGGUGUCGGAGAUCCGCGAGCCGAGGAAGAAGUCGAGGAUCUGGCUGGGGACGUUCCCGACGGCAGAGAUGGCGGCCCGAGCUCACGACGUGGCCGCGAUGGCCAUCAAGGGCCAGUCGGCGCACCUCAAUUUCCCCGAGUUGGCCGCAGAGCUCCCUCGGCCCGCCACCGCUUCCCCCAAGGACAUCCAGGCGGCGGCGGCGCUGGCCGCCGCCGCCACGUUCUGCGCUCGCGGCGACCUGACGCCGUGUACCAGCUCGGAGUGCUCCGGGCCGGGCCAGGCAGAGCCGCCGGCCUCCAGCUCCCCGACGGGCGACAUCGACGACGCGCUCUUCGACUUGCCGGAUCUCCUUCUUGAUCUCAGACAAGGGUUCCGCUACUCCUCCUCCUCUUCUUCCUCGUGGCUCCCUUCUAAUGACGACGACGGCGUCGAGUUCCGGAUCGAGGAGCCAUUCUUGUGGGAGUACUAUUAGACCUCAAGCGCACACGGAACUCUCCUCCGCAUUUGCCGGCAUGAACAGUGGAAGCAGCACCCGCACUGUUCAUCAAGCCUACCUUGUCAGGUUCAAGUGCAGCUCCCUCCUCAUCAACCGGACGAGGAAGCUCCUCAGAUCUGUUGCCUCACUUACGCAGCCGCUUUCGAUGCAAGUCUUCCGCAAGAACUCCACUUCUCCAUGUACAAUAACGAAGCAAGAACGAGCACGUUUACUCCUCCUCUACUUGACAAGUGUGUUUAUGAUGCCAUAUACGAGUGAAAGUAAGGUUUGGAUUCAUGUGUUUGUGAGUAAGGAAUGGGAUUCAAGGUGAUGAUUGUUAUCAGAUUUCUUUGCUGAAUUGGAGAGCACUCGCUUUGAUCA
Musa acuminata subsp. malaccensis (wild Malaysian banana) is the source of this 1222-nucleotide messenger RNA. Its product is annotated as ethylene-responsive transcription factor ERF039. The record is from RefSeq and is a predicted model, not a curated record. Gene Ontology annotation, molecular function: DNA-binding transcription factor activity; DNA binding. Lineage: Eukaryota; Viridiplantae; Streptophyta; Magnoliopsida; Zingiberales; Musaceae. Gene Ontology annotation, biological process: regulation of DNA-templated transcription.